Molecule: messenger RNA, 2437 nt
Organism: Nannospalax galili (Upper Galilee mountains blind mole rat)
Lineage: Eukaryota; Metazoa; Chordata; Mammalia; Rodentia; Spalacidae
Gene: Gnpda1
Product: glucosamine-6-phosphate deaminase 1
Exons: 7
Coding region: 225-1094 (289 amino acids)
Biological process (GO): N-acetylglucosamine catabolic process; carbohydrate metabolic process; N-acetylneuraminate catabolic process
Cellular component (GO): cytoplasm
Molecular function (GO): glucosamine-6-phosphate deaminase activity; identical protein binding
Source: RefSeq, a predicted model, not a curated record
GGGGACAAGCCGGGUGGGUCGGUCCUCGGACCGGGGGUCGCGGGCGUUGCCAGGUGCUCUGCCACUCCUGGCGCUGGACCCCGGCAAGCCGGAGCGGGCCGGAGGGGCGACGCGCUCGCGGCCCCCUUCGGGGGAACGCUGGACCCUGCGGGCUGACUCCGCCCGGGCCUUCCAACGCACACCGCGGGGCAGCCAGACGCCCCCCACCCUUCCGCUGGGACGAGAUGAAGCUCAUCAUCCUGGAAAACUAUUCUCAGGCCAGUGAGUGGGCAGCCAAGUACAUCAGGAACCGCAUCAUUCAGUUUAACCCAGGACCAGACAAGUACUUCACCUUAGGGCUCCCUACAGGGAGCACCCCGCUUGGCUGCUACCAGAAGCUGAUUGAGUACUAUAAGAAUGGGGACCUGUCCUUUAAAUAUGUGAAAACCUUCAACAUGGAUGAAUAUGUAGGCCUUCCUCAAGAGCACCCAGAAAGUUAUCACUCCUUCAUGUGGAAUAAUUUCUUCAAGCACAUUGACAUCCACCCGGAAAACACCCACAUUCUGGAUGGAAACGCAGCUGACCUGCAGGCCGAAUGUGAUGCCUUUGAAGAAAAGAUCCAGGCUGCAGGCGGGAUUGAGCUCUUUGUUGGAGGCAUCGGGCCUGAUGGACACAUUGCCUUCAAUGAGCCAGGCUCCAGUCUGGUGUCUAGGACCCGUGUAAAGACACUGGCCAUGGACACCAUCCUCGCCAAUGCUAGGUUCUUUGAUGGUGAUCUCGCCAAGGUGCCCACCAUGGCCCUGACAGUUGGUGUAGGUACUGUCAUGGAUGCCAGAGAGGUAAUGAUCCUCAUCACUGGUGCUCACAAGGCCUUUGCUCUGUACAAGGCCAUUGAGGAAGGAGUGAACCAUAUGUGGACUGUGUCUGCCUUCCAGCAGCAUCCCCGUACUGUGUUUGUGUGUGACGAGGAUGCCACCUUGGAGCUGAAAGUGAAGACUGUCAAGUAUUUUAAAGGUUUAAUGCUUGUUCAUAACAAGUUGGUGGACCCCCUGUACAGUAUCAAGGAGAAGGAAAUUCAGAAAAGCCAGUCUGCUAAGAAACCAUACAGUGACUAGCCGGUACCUCAGAGUUACAGGCAGAUCUUUCUGGAAACUGUCUAGGAGAUUAGAAUUCUUUUUCUUUAAUCCAUUAUGGUUAUUGCAAAUAUAUGUGUUGAAUUUACUGUCCUUGGGUUAUGUGGCUAGGCACCUACUAGUCAUGUAGUUUAGCUAAAGGCAGAAUUGUUUAUAGCUGUUUUCUUCUUUUUUAGUACUGGGGAUGGAACCCAGGACCUUGUACCUGCCAGCCAAUCACUCUACCAUCUGAGCUAUGUCCCGAACCUUAUAUCCAUUUUUUAAAUUAUUAUUGUGUAACAGAAAUUUUCUGAAAAAUGUACUCCAUUUUAACUGGUGUUAUACCUAAGUGAGGGGUUUUCAGCUUUUGUUCUGCCUCUGCCGAUGUUCACAUGGACAGCACACUCCCAUCAAGGAUUUUUAUUUGUAUAUGCACUAAUUCUCAAGUGUGUGUAGGGGGGUGGUUAGGACUUGUGCAUUUUGGGAACAACCUCUUUGGAGAAUCUUGAGAACUCCUCUUCAGUAAGCCUGCCCCUUGAGAAUCGUUCUAUGUUAAGGAACAAUCUCUCAGUGCCUAAAUUAUAUAAAGGAAGCAGCUCUUUGGUUCAGUACCAAGGGCCCUUGGAAGAAACCUAUCCCGUGCUCCCUUUUCCUGCUGUUACAGCUGGUUCUUCCAUGAGCUCGGUGGUCUCUCUAAGAAGGUAGUUUGUCUGGCCAUGUCACAGUUCUCUUCCUCAAGGAUCCAAGACUAGAAAGGCAGAAACCCUUUUCCCACCAGAGCCCCAUGUUUUUAUCAGAGGUCUGUUGCAUAUUCCUGAGUAAAGAGGAGGCCCUCUGGGAGAGAGACACCAUGAUUUGUGUUGUUUACCUAAGGUGAGAGGCUGCUGAGCAUCUGUAGGCACAGUGCUGUGCUCUCUGGCCUCCCUCAGGGCUGAGCACCCAGCCUGUAGCACAUGUGCUUCUAUUACAUUCUCCACCGAAACCCCUGUCACGCCCACCUUUCAGUUUUUCAAGGUGUCCUCCGAGGUUCUCAGAACACUGGAAAUGGUUUAUCCUUCAGGCUCCUUCCCAAGCUUCUCUGCUCAGCCUGCCUUUUAUCCUCUCCGGCCUGGAGUGGUUGCUGCCUGCUCCUCUGUUUUUGUGCCUAUUUAAAGCUAUUGCUGCCUAUUCCUGUGAAAGAGUUUUCAGAUCCUGGCUCAGGCCUCUAAGUACUGUGUUUGGUACCAGCAUUUUGUCUGAAGCUUUUAUACUGAUUGUGAUUGUGCUAUCUUUCUGUGUUAAGCUAAUGGAUCAGUGGACUUGUUUACAAUGUGAUAUUUUCUAUUAAAUCCAAUGCUUUCCAAUAA